Molecule: messenger RNA, 537 nt
Organism: Sus scrofa (pig)
Lineage: Eukaryota; Metazoa; Chordata; Mammalia; Artiodactyla; Suidae
Gene: STATH
Product: statherin
Biological process (GO): defense response to bacterium
Cellular component (GO): extracellular region
Source: RefSeq, marked validated
UCUCUCAGGGCUUCAGAAUUUCAGCUUCUCUGACUGGACUCUGCCAAAUAUGAAGUUCUUUAUCUUUGCCUUUAUUAUGGCUCUCAUGUUUGCCAUGAUUAAAGCAGAUUCAUCUGACGAGAAACAUCACCGGAAAUGGCAAAAUCGGGAGAGAGAGCAUUAUGGUCGAAAUCGGCCAUAUUACCCGUAUGCACCAAAUUAUCCUGCAUAUCCAUUAAAUUACCCAUAUGCUUAAAACGCUGCUCAGCAACCACAGGACAUGAUUACAGAGGUUUGGUGAAAAAUCCCAUUUGCUUUGUACUCACGACGAUUCUUCCUAUUCUUCCCGCUAUGUCCACUUCCCAGCUUUCACAGCAGAAAAGAAAAAUUCAAUGAAGUAGUUACAUGAACACCACCAGCUGAAAUCAAAUAUCAGUAUUUUUAAAACAAUAGUAAUGAUAUUCUCUGAACUAUUUGAUUGGUUUCUACUUUCCUUUCUCUGUUAAAAUAUUUUGAAAAUUAAAAAAAAAGUCCCACGCAUAAUAAAUUGAUCUAUCA